Molecule: messenger RNA, 1359 nt
Organism: Epithele typhae
Lineage: Eukaryota; Fungi; Basidiomycota; Agaricomycetes; Polyporales; Epitheliaceae
Exons: 3
Coding region: 1-1359 (452 amino acids)
Biological process (GO): positive regulation of proteasomal ubiquitin-dependent protein catabolic process; ubiquitin-dependent protein catabolic process; protein polyubiquitination
Cellular component (GO): ubiquitin ligase complex; cytoplasm
Molecular function (GO): ubiquitin protein ligase activity; zinc ion binding; ubiquitin conjugating enzyme binding
Source: RefSeq, a predicted model, not a curated record
AUGGCCCCCGGCGACCUCGUGAAACAUCGAUCGGGAGAGGACAUGGACUUGCUGGCACUGGUUGCGUCUCUCAGCUUGGAUGAUGUGGCAGACGUCCAAGGUGGUACUAAGGGCAAGGAUAGCCAUAAUACGCUCAGCGACGAAGAACUCGCCUUUCAACUCUUCGCAGAGGAAGCCUCCGCGUUACAGACCACGACUUGCGACAUGGUCUUCGCUCGCAGUCUAUAUCAAGCACUAAGCUCCGACGCGGAGCUCAUAGAGGAGUUGGAACGUGCGGAGGACGUUGCUCGUGGGGACAGGGAUAUCGCGAGAGCUCUCGCCGAGGGUCGACCGCCCACCAGGACGAACACGCCGAGACCGUCGAUGGAUGACUCUAACAGGCUGGUUGUUUCAACCCAGCCAAGGAUAUCCUCGACACCGGUCAAGUAUUUCCGUGAGUCUUUCACCGUGCAUGUAUGCAUACCUCGUCUCAUUGAAGCUGGAAGAACCGAAACAUGCGUGAUCUGCCGAGACGAUAUCCGCGGACCCGUCAUUCACGCCCCGUGCGGCGAUCCGUACGACAUCGCCUGUUUCGUUGAUCUUUGCCGCGCAGCGACAAUCGACGAGUCGCUCUUCCCUCCUACUUGCUGCCGCCGGCCUUUCGACCUCACCGCCGUGCGUCAAUAUCUCAAUCGCGCUCUUGCAACCCUCCUCGACAAAAAAGCCAUCGAGUUCGGCACCGCAAACCGGGUCUACUGUCAUCGCCCAGCCUGCUCCGCCUUCCUUGGUGCUGGAACCCCGUUUCCUACUCGCAUCCACUGCCUUUCCUGCUGGGCGGAGACCUGUACCCAUUGCAAGGCGGCAGCUCACGACGCUUCUCAAAUAUGCUCAAGCGCCACCGACGAAGCCGUGCUCGCGCUCGCGGGCGAAGCGGGGUGGAAGCGCUGCCCGGGAUGUGGGCACGUUGUCGAGCUCACGCACGGAUGCAACCACAUGACGUGCCGGUGCCGGUACGAGUUCUGCUACGUAUGCGAGGCGCGCUGGAAGACGUGCACGUGCGAGCAAUGGGACGAGCAACUCUUGUACAACGCCGCGGAGCGCAGAGUGGAGCGACAGCAACGGCUCGAGGGAGGAGCUGGCGCUGGGAGGGCCCCCGCGGUCCCAGCUGUGGCGCUUCGGCCCGCCUUUGACUUCAGACAAACCGUCUUGCGGGAAGCUGCGAGGCUACGAGAGAACCAUGAUUGCGUUCAUCAGUGGCGGUAUACUCCUGGGGCCGGCAACUGCGAAGGAUGCGGGCAUCAUCUUCCUUUGUUCCUAUAUGCAUGCGCAUGGUGUCAUUUGGCAGUCUGUGCUCGCUGCCGGCGUAACCGUAUACUGUAA